This is a messenger RNA of Macrobrachium nipponense, 432 nucleotides long. RefSeq lists its product as uncharacterized. The coding region runs from base 1 to 432 and encodes 143 amino acids. The transcript has a single exon. Lineage: Eukaryota; Metazoa; Arthropoda; Malacostraca; Decapoda; Palaemonidae. The record is from RefSeq and is a predicted model, not a curated record.
AUGCCAGUAAGAUCUGGCAUUCCUGCCUAUUCAGAGGCCACACCAGUAAUCUCUGGUGCUCCUCCCUCUUCAGGGGCUGCACCAGUAUUCUCUAGCGCUCCUGCCCCUUCAGAGGCAAUGCCAGUUGUCUUUGGCAAUCCUGCCUCUUCGGACACAGUACCAGAUAUGCCUGGCACUCCUGCCUCUCUGGAGGCCGUACCAUUUAUACCUGAUUUGUCCUCCCCUUUGGAGGCUGCAACAGCUGCAGCAGGCACUCAUGCAUCUUUGGAGGCCACAUUAGCUGUAUUUGGUGCUUCUGUCUCUCUGGAGCCUGCACCAGUUCUGACUGGUGCUCCUGAUGCUUCAGAGGAUGCACCAACUGUGUCUACUCUUGAGCUUGAAAUUUCCUUGACAAAGACACCAUCAAAGGUGCCCAACACCCAUGAUAUCUAG